Molecule: messenger RNA, 285 nt
Organism: Dacryopinax primogenitus
Lineage: Eukaryota; Fungi; Basidiomycota; Dacrymycetes; Dacrymycetales; Dacrymycetaceae
Exons: 1
Coding region: 1-285 (94 amino acids)
Source: RefSeq, a predicted model, not a curated record
AUGGAAUCUGUGAAUGGUUUGGUUAAUCAGCUUCUUGGACAUGUUCCAAAUUUGUGCAUUGGUAUAUCCAGUCUCAACUUCUAUGUCCAGGCAUUUGUCCUCCCAAACCCACCUUUCCACCUGCUCCUCAGUUGCCCAUUCCAUGUCCUCGCCUCUUGCAUGACCCAAGAUUACAUGGACAGAAAACAGAAGGUUCAGAUCACCUGUCCAAAUCCCCACCAGACAAUCAACCUAUGGACCCAAUUGCACCACAUGGGAAGAAAACAUGCGAUCCAGGAUUUUUAA